AUGCAGCCCACGCAGACAACUCACCUCGCCAGUCGUCAUGGCACGUUCUACCUUGACGAAGGAGAUCUCGUCGCGCGCGCAGAAGACACUUUGUACCGCUUCCACUCCUUCCAUUUCCAGCGGGCGACAACGCACUUCGAUACCUCCAUCCAGUCUCUGAGCAACGAGGCUACACAAGAGGGUAGUCACCAUGAUCGCCCACUCGUUCUCGACGGAGUGAAGUCGUUGGAUUUCGAACACUUGUUAUGGUUCUUCUACGAGUCAGCCUACAGAUGGUCCGGCAUCGUUGAUCCAACGCUCACAGAGAAAUGGGAGUCUAUCCUCCUCCUCGCCGAGAAAUUCGGUAUGAAGCAGGCUGCGAAGGUCGCCUGCUACGCGCUUGGGCGCGCGGGGGUCCUAAGUGAUGUUCACAAAAUUGCCCUUUGCGUGAAACACGGAUUAGGAAAGGACUGGGUACGCGAAGAACUCAAGCGCACUGUCUCUCGCGACGAGCCUUUGACCCGAGAAGAGGGUCGGGACCUUGGGUCUGAUACAACGAUACUUUUGGCCGCUGCGCGAGAGGCGCUACGUCCGCAACUGCUACCUGAGCCCGAAGCUUCCGCACCGAUUAGUCGUGCUGCCGUCCCUGAUAUGUUCCGCAAGGGAGAUCUUUUUCUUCAGGCGUUUCAGGAUAUGCUUAACUCUCCUUUCACUGGUACCUCCAACGAAGGCCAAACACGAGAUUGCCCCAUUGUCCUUGACCUCAAGACGCACCAGUUGCGAAGCUUCCUCUGGUUUUUGUACGAUUCGGCAUAUGAAUGGUCUUAUAAGGCAGACCCGGAGUUGGCUUCCAAAUGGGAGGAUAUCCUCGUUGUUGCCGACAUGUUCAACAUGGAGGAGGUCUGCCGCGUCGCGACAUACGCCCUGGACCACAACGGCGGCCUUCCGGACGUCCGGAAAAUAGCGCUCUGCGUGCGACACGAAGUUGAUAAGUCCUGGGCGUUCGAAGCCAUCAAGCGCGUGUGCGCUCGUCAGGAAGCCCUCACCGAAGAGGAGGCGUGCGACAUGGGUUUGAAGAUGGCCAUCAACAUCGCAUCGGCGCGCGAGAUAGCAUACAAAUCUUCCGGCGGUAGCACCACAGACACCUCUCACCGGCCCACGCGCCAUGGUACCUACUACAUCGACGAGGGAGACCUCGUCGUGCGCCGGGCGACGAACUACUUCGAUGCCAAAAUACUGGCCUUGAGCGAUGUGCCUGCCAACGAAGGCGGCAGCGACGACAACCCGCUCGUCCUUGACGAUGUGAAAUCACAGGAUUUCGAGCACUUAAUGUGGUUCUUCUACGAAUCCGCGUACAAGUGGUCAGGCGUCGUUGACCCCGCUCUGACGGUCAAAUGGGAGUCGGAUAUGCUCCUCGCUGAGAAGUUCGACAUGAAGCAAAUCGCGAAGGUCGCAUGCUAUGCGCUAGGGCGUGCUGGGGUGCUUGGAGACGUGCGCAAGAUUUCCCUCUGCGUCAAGCAUGGGCUAGGAAAAGACUGGAUAAUCGAGGAGCUGAAGCGCAUGAUCGAGCGCGACGCCCACCUGACAGAGGAAGAAGGCCAGGAACUUGGCAUCAAGACUACAAUACUUCUGGCUGCAUCUCGCGAAGCAUGUCGGUACAACCUUUCGAACAUGCCUGCAUCAUGCAAAAACCUUCCAACCACAUACUGCAACUGUGGUGGCUAUCGCAACUUGACUUGUGGCGGAGGCGUACAUAAGUGUGCAUCUUGCACUCGUUCAGUGACGACUUGCCCUGAACGAGAUCGAUUUUACACGGAGAAAUUCCAGCGAUCAAGGAUUAACAAAAUUGUCGAGGAAAUGGUGCUUCCCCAGCCUGGCACCAUUCCUGCGAAGCUCGAGACUGCUGGUCUAGAACACGGCGCCGCAAAAGCAGAUUUAUUCGUCAAGUUAGGAGCGUCAGUGUUCGCUGUCCAUUCAUAUCACCUGAAGAAAGCGUCGCAAGUGUUUCGUGAUAUGCUCGAUUUGCCGCGCGAAGGCAUCACAAGCGAGGGCAGAUCUCGAGAACACCCCAUCAUCCUCAAUAUCAGCCCGCACGCAUUCGAGAGCUUCCUGUGGUUUCUAUAUUGCUCAGCCUACGAAUGGUCCUAUGAGGCAGACCCCGGUCUAUCCGCUAAAUGGGAGGAUAUUCUGCACGUCGGAGAUAUGUUCCAGAUGGAGGACGUUUGUCGUGUUGCGACAUAUGCUUUGGAUCAUCACGGUGGCCCAUAA
Schizophyllum commune H4-8 is the source of this 2247-nucleotide messenger RNA. RefSeq lists its product as uncharacterized. The transcript has 13 exons. The record is from RefSeq and is a predicted model, not a curated record. Gene Ontology annotation, molecular function: protein binding. NCBI's taxonomy places the organism in Eukaryota, Fungi, Basidiomycota, Agaricomycetes, Agaricales, Schizophyllaceae. Bases 1 to 2247 code for a protein of 748 amino acids.